Molecule: messenger RNA, 4763 nt
Organism: Pyrgilauda ruficollis (rufous-necked snowfinch)
Lineage: Eukaryota; Metazoa; Chordata; Aves; Passeriformes; Passeridae
Gene: CENPT
Product: centromere protein T
Exons: 14
Coding region: 1915-4611 (898 amino acids)
Biological process (GO): mitotic cell cycle; kinetochore assembly; chromosome segregation
Cellular component (GO): kinetochore
Molecular function (GO): DNA binding; protein heterodimerization activity
Source: RefSeq, a predicted model, not a curated record
AACAAAAUAUACUUUAUUAAAAUUAAGCAUGUUAGCACCUCAGUGUAACCUGGAGAAGUCAAACAGUCCAGCAGGUAACCAGUCCAGCAAGGCUGAAUGGCUGAACAUCCUGAAGUGCAUCCUGAUGGUAGAAAAAGUACCAUGACUGUCAGGACAUGCACAUUCUGAACAAGCUCAGAUGCACAACCAGCCUCGUUUGCAAGGAGGGAUGUUGUGCCUACUGUCUUGAUGGGAGCAUCUAGAGCUGCUGGACCAAUCACAUAUGUUAGAUCCCAUGGUGGAGCAGGUAUCUCCUACUAAAGAAACCAAAAACAAACCCAAAACAACAAGCCAAACCAACCAAACGAAAAAAUCGCCGCUAACUCGACUCGCAGAAAAAUCGGUACAGCACAGAGCUGGAGAGCUACAUCUCAGAUUGGAGAAUAAAUUAAACUGAAGUAACAGCAAGGACUUAGUACAUGGAUAGACAUGUAGCAUCCUUACAGAUGACCAUCCAACUUGGCACACACAUUAAUAAAAAAUGACCCAUGCAUCACAUAGCAGGCUGUGACCACCUGGAGCUGAACUGGCUUCAGGAUCUACAGAGAAACCUCCGGCUACAAAACCCCACGGUGCCCUUUCCUUCGGUUGUAUACAGUGUUGAAGCUGAUGGUUGUAAAGCUACACUAGCCAGUGUUACAAAGAUUACAUAAUUUCAAACUAAAGAUACUCUUUACAUUUAGAAAAUACCUCUAUAAAAUUUAGUAAAAGUGACAUCCCAAUCUACUGAGCACAAUGCACUCCGUUUCCAGAAGGAUCUCACAGAGCCAGGGAACACCUGGGAAUUCUUCCCUCCAAGGUGAGUAUGGGCACACUGUGGUGAAGUGCCUUUUGCUCUCAACAUCCAUUGUCAUUGCCCACUGCCACAGGGCCAUGCUGGGGCACCAGACACUCCCCUUCUCCUCCUCCUCCUCCCAGCUGCUGAGGGAUCUGUUCCACCAGCCAGGCUGGAAGUGCACAACCAAGCCAAACCCGUGGCUUCGCUACCCUCGCUCCACCCUUUCUAGCCAACGCUGAUUUGGUUUCCUUUUGCAGAAAGUGAAGGGACUGAUGCUGGCUAGAAACAGAAACUACACAACCAUUCGACAUAGAUCUGUUACAAUACUCUUAAAUCUUGGUUUAGAACACACAAGCAGGUUUUAGUAUGGUCUUGCCUAAUGUACAGAUUAUUAGUCAUGCCAACUAGUUUAGGAUUAGACAGGAAAAGUUUGCAACCACUGCAGGUAAAGUCACUUCUGUUUCAUCCUGGUUCUCAGAACGAAAGCCAAGGAUUAAAAUUCCAAUGUGUUACAAAGCCUCCAUUUCAUUAGAGGGAGUCUUAAGCCAAUGAGAUAAACUACAGCUGUUAAGUGCCACCGUGUUCUUUGUACCAGACUGCAAUCCUUACUGGUGUCGAGACCAUGGAGACAUCUGUAACCAAUACACACACGCUGCAGAGAAAGCAGAAACUACACGGUACAAGAGCACUCUUUAAUCUGGGGCUUCUGUCACGCUAGGAACAGCAGUCUUUUAUGGCAUCAGUAAUUUACUGAAGAAACACAUCACCCUGAGAGGGUUUCUAAAGCUUUCCUCCACUGAGCGAGGCUGAACGCCGCAUCACCGACCAUCCUGUGAUGGGGACAGCGCCCGCGGCAGCCGGACACGCCUUCUCCAGGGUAGUGUUGCUGUAACCUCACUUGACACACAGCGAGUUUAUUUGCUGAAAACUGAUACCCUACGUCCACUUAGUGACGACUCGGGUCCCAUCCACGCUGCGAGCAGCGCGUUCCGACACCGCACACAGCGGGUUUGAUGGGCCCGGCCUGAGGCGACCCCGGGGACAACACCGGGGCAUAACGGCGCUGGCCACGGAGCUGAUCCAGUCCAGGCAGGGGAAUGCGAAUGCCUUGCCCGGCUGGGCGCUGCUGUGGCGUGGGCCGAGCCGGGCACGGAGGGGCCGCGGUCCAUCCCAUCUCUGCUCUGCCCGGCACCGCACCGAGGGCGGCGGAGGCUCCGGGAUGGAGAGCCCCGCGCCGGGCCGGGCGCGGGCAGCCCUCAGAGGCCGUGGCGCUUGCGGGUGCCGGCGCUGGCGGCGUGGAGCAGCCGGUCCUUCUCGCGGAUCUCCUCGCGGAGCUGGGCCUCGGCCAGGCGCAGGCGACGGAUGCUGCCCUUCAUCUCCUUCAUCUUCACCUCCAGCAGCGCGAUGAUGUCGCGCUGCUCGUUCAGCUUCCUCAGCAGCUCCUCCGACGUGGUGCCCGACGACAGCGAGUACGAGUGAUCGGGGGGGCCGCCCUCCGCCGGGCUCUCCUCCCCCGCCGCCGCCGCCGCCGGUACCGGCACCGGCAGCCGCACGGGGCUGGGCCCGAUGGUGGCGGCGGCCCCGAGCUCCACCUGCACCGUCAGGUCGAUGGGCUUCACGUCCUCGGCCGCGCCCCCUGCAGGGGCCUCGGCGGCGGCCGCGGGGCCCUGCGGGGCGGCGGCGGCGGCGGCGGCGGGGCGGGGGCGCCGGGCCCGCUGAGCCUUGCGCUCGUUGACGCCGCGCAGCGGGAAGAUGGUGGGGACCCGCACCAGACUGGAUUGAGUGUACAAAAUAAGAGUAAAUCUGUCAGCAGCACCUUGGCAAAGCAGAGACUGGCAGUGUUCCCUGAUCUCAGAAAUGGCACGCCACGGCUCAUGCUCAAGAGAGUCAUGCAGAACCAGCCCCAGGUUUCACCGCUGGCACCUCAGAUAUCUAACCAUGAAGACACACAAGAAGCUCAUGCAGAAGUCCCACCUAAGAGGGCUUCCAGCACGGGGGAAUUGCAGCUGCCAGAUGUUGCUCCUGAGGACACAUCUGUCACCGUGUUCCACAUGAAAAAGAAGAGAAAAAAACUCAGCAUUUCUGAGUUUGAGAGGGCAGCAGAGAGACGCCUUCCCCAGUACCAAGCUCAGUCAACGUUGGACAGCACAAUUAUGGCUCGAUCCCUUCAUAUGUCUGUGGGUUCCUUGCUGGCCCCAGACACCGUUGAGAAGAGGGGCUUGCUCCGGAGGCCCAAAACCCGCAGGGCUGUGGACAUGCAAGCGUUUGAAGGCAGAGUGGAACAGAACAUGCUGAAGAGCAAAGGACAGAACGAUCUUGUGGACUCACAAUCUGCAUCUGGGAUUCGAACAAGCAUCCUGACAAGUGAUGCAGAAAUGAUGAUGAAUAGCACAGAGCUCUUUGUUCAGCCCCAGCUGGAUGAAGAGAGCCAAAAUAAAUUAUCUGCUCUUGAAUCCCAGCUGUCAGAUUCAAAAGCUUCAGCACAGAGGAGCCUGAUUUCUGAUGCAGAUCAAGAGGAAGCAAGGCUGGAGGGCCUAGUACCCAGUGUGAGCACAAACCAGGGGAGGACCCAAAGAUACUCCAAGAGCUCAAACCUUGAUGAUGAGCAUGUUGACAGAAUGACCCAUGUAUCUCCAGAAAGCCCUGCAAAACAGGAAGAAGAAAAGCAAGACCAUUCCCAGCAGAAUAACCCAGCGGCCCAGAUUUCUUAUACUGAAGAAGAGGUGGUUUGCAGUGUUUAUAGAUGGAGCUCCUCUCUGCCCUCCAAAAGUUCAAGUACAUAUUUGGGAUCCCCAGUCACUCUAAAUGUUUCCAGAAUGUAUUUGAGACAAGUUGUGUCCCAUAUAAUCGAAGACCUAGAAGUAAGUGAUACAGAAGAAGAGAUGAUUAAUACAGAGAAUGGAGUGGAACAGGAACAGAUUUUCCCUGAGGCUGCAGAACAUGGUGCAAGUGCUCGAUAUUCUGAACAUUUGGAGAAGAAACUGGCUGAAAAAGCAGAAUUGCAGAUAACUGCAGCACAGGACAGCAGAGGUGAAGCAGAAAGGGCUCCUUCAGCAGGGGAGGAACUGGAAGAAGGCAGCACUGGAGCCCACGGCUCUCCCAGAGCUGAACAUGAGAUUACCAGAGGCAUUGGAGCUGGAAGUCUGGGCAGGCACUCUCAUGCCUCUUCCUCAUUGGAAAAACCUGAAAUGACUCAAUUAAAUGAAACUGAUGAACAAGGAGAUGAACUACAGGACGAGGCUAUGAUGCUAAAUUUCGAAAAUUCAGUGGAAGAGGCUGCUGAGGAUGAAGCUGAACACCCUCCAAGUGAAGAGGUUUCCAUGAAGACUCCUGCGUUUGUCCGUGCUCCAGCCAAAAACCUGCUGUCAACGCCACGUGUUGCAAAACCUGCUGCUCCCAGGUCUCCCCUGCAGCUGCUGCAGCCUAAGAAAGUUUCUAAGAGAUUGGGAACAUCCAAGAAGAAACCACGUGAGCCUCAAGUACCAAGGAGUUUGAUAAAGGAGAUAUUCAGACAUUUUGCUAAAGUGCCAGUAACCAGAGAUGCAUUCCAAAUUGUUGAAAAAUGCUGCGAGAGAUACUUCAAGCAGCUGAGCAAUGAUCUGGAAGCUUACACCCUCCAUGCAGGGAGGAAGACAGUGGAGGCAGCUGACCUGGAAGUCCUGAUGAGAAGGCAGGGGCUGGUGACAGACAAGAUGCCGCUGACGGUGCUGAUAGAGCGUUACCUCCCCAUGGAGUACCGCAGGCUCCUGAUUCCCGUGGCAGUGAGUGGAAAUAAAGUGAUCCCCUGCAAGUGAAGCUGCAGGGCUGGCCCCUGGGGGUGGGAUGGUGGGUUGUUGCAUGUCAGUGCUCCAGGUGAUGCUUUUGUUACAGGUAAUUUGACUAUCUCUGUUUUUAUAUGUUACCUUUGAAUACUUGUACAGUUCUGAUAAAUAAAAUGUUACAUGUA